AUGUACUGUUUAUGGUAUCUUCGAUUGGCAUUAGAAGUUAUAUUAGGACAACCAAUAACGCCCUCAUUAAAACAAACCGUAAACACACCACAAGCCUAUCAAACAACACAAAGGAAUAUCGACGAAAAUAACUAUCGUUAUGUUCAUAAUUU
Molecule: messenger RNA, 152 nt
Organism: Funneliformis caledonium
Lineage: Eukaryota; Fungi; Glomeromycota; Glomeromycetes; Glomerales; Glomeraceae
Source: the annotation of a GenBank genome assembly